ACAACGUGUUGUCGAUAGGCCUGAGCAUUACUUAAAAGGUCAACUACUUGAUGUGUCACUGUACAAAACGAAAGAGAAAAGUGGAAAUGCGUGUAAAGAUUCAGCUCCAAGAAAAAUAUUAAUUACUGGGCUACCAAGUUCAGUUGACAAGGAAUUUGUGGAACUUUAUUUUGAGGACUUUGAAAGUACAUGCGAAAUGCACGUUGAAAGCGUUGAUAUAAAUCCCGAUGAUGCUACAGCUUUAGUACAGUUUCGUGACCAAGCAGCUGUCGAUUUCAUUCUGCGAAGUCAGACUUUACAAAUGAAAGGGCAAACAAUCUCCGUUCAAGUUUAUGAAGAGGAGAAAGAGAAUGUCUGCACAAUAGAAGUACAUGGACCGUCCGACACUGGAUCUGAUUUGGACAUGUUGCUACUUUAUUUCAAAAACAAGAAACGUUCUAAUGGCGGUGUGAUUGUAAACAGUUCUGUUGACACUGGGAAGAAUGUUGCAUAUAUAACUUUUAAGGACCAGGAAGUUGCACGACGUGUUGUCGAUAGGCCUGAGCAUUACUUAAAGGGUCAACUGCUUAAUGUGUCACUGUACAAGCCGAAUAAGAAAAGUGGAAAUGCGUGUAAAGAUUCAGCUCCAAGAAAAAUAUUAAUUACUGGGCUACCAAGUUCAGUUGACAAGGAAUUUGUGGAACUUUAUUUUGAGGACUUUGAAAGUACAUGCGAAAUGCAAGUUGACAAUGUUGAUAUUAAUCCCGAUGAUGCUACAGCUUUAGUACAGUUUCGUGACCAAGCAGCUGUCGAUUUUAUUCUGCGAAGUCAGACUUUACAAAUGAAAGGGCAAACAAUCUCCGUUCAAGUUUACGAAGAGGAGAAAGAGAAUGCCUGCACAAUAGAAGUACAUGGACCGUCCGAUAUUGAAUCUGAUUUGGACAUGUUGUUACUUUAUUUCAAAAACAAGAAACGUUCUAAUGGCGGUGUGAUUGUAAACAGUUCUGUUGACACUGGGAAGAAUGUUGCAUAUAUAACUUUUAAGGACCAUGAAGUUGCACGACGUGUUGUCGAUAGGCAUGGGCAUUACUUAAAGGGUCAAUUGCUUGAUGUGUCACUGUACAAGUCGAAAGAGAAAUGUGGAAAAGCGUGUGAAGAUUCAGCUCAAAGAACAAUAUUACUUACUGGGCUACCAAGUUCGAUUGACAAGGAAUUUUUGGAACUUUAUUUUGAGGACUUUGAAAGUACAUGCGAAAUGCACGUUGAAAGCGUUGAUAUUAAUCCCGAUGAUGCCACAGCUUUAGUAAAGUUUCGUGACCAAGCAGCUAUGGAUUUCAUUUUACGAAGUCAGACUUUACAAAUGAAAGAGCAAACAAUCUCCGUUCAAGUUUACGAAGUAGAAAAAGAGAAAUUCCGCACAAUAGAAGUACAUGGACCGUCCGACAUUGAAUCUGAUUUGGAAAGGUUGCUACUUUAUUUCAAAAACAAGAAACGUUCUGAUGGCGGUGUGAUUGAAAAUAGUUCUGUUGACACUGGGAAGAAUGUUGGAUAUAUAACUUUUAAGGACCAGGAAGUCGCGGGGAGAGUAGUGGCAAAAGAUCACAGUAAACAAGGGUUAGAAGUAAAGCUUGUGACAGACCGAUCAGCAGAUGAUGACUCUACGGAUAAAAAUGUCAGUACUGUGAAAGUUAAAGGCGUACAAACGACAGUUACAAAAGAAACCCUUGAACACUAUUUUGAAAAUGAAAAACGAUCUGGGGGAGGUCCAAUUGAAUCAAUAUGGAAUGACGAUGAAGAUGAAAACGUUGUGUUUAUUACAUUUUUAAAGUCUGAAGAUGCACGAAAAGUUGUUGACAGAAGGCAUGAAAUUCAGAAAUGUACGUUACAAGCUAGCCUGUACAUUCCUCCGCCAUGUUAUGAUAACAAAGUUCUUAUCAAAGGUCUACAAAGUACUAAAGAUGCUUUAUUCCAAUUCUUGAAAGCAACUGCGAAUGUAGAGCCUAUACGCAUUGAUUACCAUAACGAGGAGGAGAGUACUGUUUUAGUGACAAUGAGAAAUACCCCUGAUUUUGAAAAACUUGAAAAGGCAUGCAAGGAAAACACUUUAGGAGGAGCAAGACUCAAAGUUUCAAAGAUACAUGUAUCCAACUGCAUUCUCGUCUCAAACCUGGCACCAGAGGUUACAAAAGACAGAAUACGGUACUAUUUUGAGAACAAGAAGAAAUCUGGAGGAGGUGAUGUCGAAAAAGUUGUGAUGAAUGAAGAUGAGGUUGAGCGUACAUGCUUGGUGUACUUUGAAGAUUACAAAGUAAUUGACAUCAUUCUUGACCGAAAACACACUCUCGGGAACAAAGAACUAGAUGUAAAAUGUUUCCAAACAGCAUUAGGACGCCCAGAAGGGGAGACGGAUGAAAGGACAUUUCAAGUACCACGUGCUUUUGAUAUUAAGGAUGCCGAUGCCCAUAAAGUCAAGUUUGUAGCCAAUUCACCCGAAUAUUGUAAAGGUUUUGAGCAAGAGUUACUGAAACAUUACAUUAAAGUCAAAUGGCCGAAUGAUACCGAUGUACAUAUGAAUGUACAGCUUCAUUGUAUGCUAACGAAAGAUGUUAAAGGGUGCUUCAAAACUGCGAGAAGAUGGGAAAAACAAGCUAAGUCUGUGUUUACAAAACUUAUGGAUGCGAUCGGUCUCUACCGUAUUGACGUUUUGCAUGACAUUAAACCAAAGGUGAUUGACUUCCUUAAAAACACCCAAGAAAGCGAACAAGCAAAUGUAGCUAUUGUCAGUGAAAAAGAGCAGGAGGUUGUUGUUAUUGUAGGUAAACAAGAUAUUGCUGACGAUCUAAAGCUAAAAAUAGAGAAAGCAAUUACGAAAAUAGAACAUGAUGCUGAAAGAGAGAGGCAGAAAGUUACAGAAGUAUUUACAAAUUUAAAGCCUAUUGAGACAAAAAUGAUGAUUUUCGAAAAGUUUCCAGAAUCUCUGGAAAAAGAGUUCGGGGACAUCAAAAUACAAAUCGCAGUCGAAAAAAACGAAAUACAUCUUCAAGGUUUGAUAAGCAGCGUCCGAAACGCAAAACUUGCUAUAUAUGACAAGAAGAGCAAGUUUGAAAUACAGCGUAUAGAUAAUAUCUCUAAUCGCGUACUCUCAUUAUUGAGAUUAGGAAAUACAAGUUCUUCGCUACAACAGAAUCUUCAAUCGAAUGGAAUACCAGCAGUCUGGGAAAUUAACGCGAAUGGAAUCAUAGUGUGCUGUAGUAAAGCAGACUGUUGUGACAAAGCAAUAGAAUUGAUACGUACGUUUUUCUAUGAGGAUACUAUAUCGACUGAGAGAGUUUCUGUCCCAGCUUUGGAGACGGACAAAUGGAGAAACAAAGUUGAAGAAAUCCAUGCAAUGCAUCCAGGAAAAGUAAAAAUAGCUCUUAGCGAUGAUUUAACUGAAAUUCAUGUUUGUGGAACGGCUGAUAUUGGAAAGUCCGUGACAGAAGAAGUACAGAGCUUUCUGCGGUCCAACACAAUCGUUACAAAGAAGGUAUCAGGCUCGAGAGGAGUUCAUCGUUUCCUAGAAAAGAACUGUAAAACGGAAAUAGACGACAUUUCUAGAAAUCUUCAACAAUAUUGUGUGACAAUUAAAACUCUAGAUCAGUACAGAGGCUUUGAAAUUCGAGGUCCACAAAAGGGCGUCCAAGAAGCAAGCAUUCAGUUUCAGAAGCUUUUGAACAGAAUUCAGCAAACAAAGCAUACAGUUUCAAAACCAGGAAUUGCAGAACAUAUAAGGUCAGUCAAAGGAAAAGACAUUAUUCAGACAAUUGAAACGAUAUUUCCAUGCGUAAUCAUUGUUGAGGGAGAUGAAGCUUACAAGCAAAGGACCGAAAAAGCACAUGGAACUAGAACACAUGCAAGCUGUAACGCAUUUCAAGGGACGACUAUAUAUGUAUUGCAAGGAGACAUGACAGACCUUGAAGUAGGUGUACUUGUGCACCCGUCAGACAAGAACUUGGGAUUUUCAGGUGGACUUGGAAAGACUAUUAUUUCAAAAGGCGGACCUGCUAUAAAACAUGAAUGUGAGACACAUAGAAGUUUGAACGAUGGCGAUGUCUUCAUGAGUAAGGCUGGUGAUUUGAAAGCGGAUUAUAUUGCCCACAUCAAAAGUCAACAAUGGGACCAAGAGAAAUCAAUGGAUAAAGAUUUAGAGGCGACAGUCUUCAAAUGUCUACAAGAAACAUCAAAGCUACAGGAGAAAUCUGUUGCAAUACCAGCAAUAGGUUGUGGUGUAAAUGGGUUUCCAGUUAAUGUUGCCACGUCAUGCAUUGUCAGUGCAAUAAAAAGGAUAUUGAUAGAAUAUCAGGAUAGUUCGAUUUGUGAGGUGUAUCUCUGCGAUAUGAAUGCAGAGAACGUCCAAGGUUUUAUUGACGCACUGUGCAAGAUAUUCGGAAGUACUACCGUUUUGCUUCACGAAGGUGACGAGACUCUAAAAGCUGGAAGUAGCAGUCAUGACAAUUUAUCAGGAGCAAUGGGUGCGCGUCCGAAAUGUGUUGCAACACCAAGGCGUUCUAAUAAUACAGAGAGAAACGAGUUGUCACAAACGUUGUCAAAUGUUCCUAAAAGUGAGGGAAUCGCCAUUGGAAAUAUUCUGGUGACUGUAGUAAAAGGAGAAAUUGCGAGACAAAAGGUGGAUGUAAUUGUGAACACGACAUCCCAUAACUUAGAUCUACGUAAUGGUGCAGUCUCACAAACGCUAUUGAAAGCCGCUGGAAAGGAAUUACAAGACGAAGUAAAUACUAAGUAUCCGAAAGGACUUGAGGGUAUUGAUGUAGCUGUGACCGACGGGCAUAAACUAAAUUGUGAAUAUGUCAUUCACACCGCAUUAUCGAAGUUUAAUGAUAAAGAGCCAAAAGAGAGCAUAAUAGCACUCCACAAGUUAAUGAAAAAUUGUUUACAUGAGGCACAGCGACGUAACGGUCAGAGCAUUGCCUUCCCAGCCAUAGGCACUGGUAAUCUAGGAUAUCCGCGUAAUGUUGUCGCAGAAGAAAUGUUUAAAGCAAUAAAAAAAUUCCAGGCCAACUGUUCCCAGUCAAGUAUACGUGACGUCAGGUUCAUUGUUUAUCAGAUGGACUCUCAAACCAUCAUGGCGUUUGACGCAGAACAGUCCCGCAUACAGAAAGAAGUACAAGCAAUGACAUUUGCAGGACAAUCAGAUGUUUUGGGCAUGUCCGCAUCUACUGAUGAAAAACGAGAUAGAAGACUUAGCAUUGAUCCAGAUUCCAUUUCCGUUACCUUUAUAUUGUACGCUCUGAGUUCGGAUACAACAGCAAAUGUCAUAAAGAAACUUGAUAACUCAAUUGAAAAAGAAAUGCGCACAAAAGACAUCAAUGACCACACUAUUCGCCAACUUCAAGAUUACCAGGUUGAUGAAAUGAAGAGUAUUGCCAGGCAAUGUCAUGUUCAAAUGCGUUUGGAUAAAAACAGGGGUAGUGUUAAGCUUGAUGGAAUAAUCGAAAAUGUUUCCACUGCUUCGGACAAGAUAAAUGCAUUGCUUAGAGAUGCAGAGCGGAUGGAGUUGAUGAAGAAUAUUGCGCAGUGGUUCUAUAUUGAGGGUGCACCUACAGGCGAAAGGGUGCAACCGUACGAAAAGGAUAUAAAUUUGACAAUAGAAAAUGCCUACAGACAACAAAAAGACUGUGCGGCAUUUUGCGUAAAUGGAAUCGACUACAUUCUUGACUUUGCAUCAAUGGAGGAGUAUCCUGAACGUGAUAAGACAAACAUAGCAAAAGUCAUGCGGCGGGAUCUUGUUAAAGGAGGGACAUUUGAGCUACCUGCUCAAUGGGAUGAUAUGCAAGGCGAUAAUUCGAAGGUUAUUUGCUUAAAGAAUGGUUCACCCGAAUACAAAGACAUUGAACAAAAGUUCAAAGAUUCUGCACAGUUUAAAGAUUUAAAUGGACAGCUUAAAUACUGGAAUGUUGUAAAG
Messenger RNA from Mercenaria mercenaria, 5941 nucleotides. RefSeq names its product protein mono-ADP-ribosyltransferase PARP14-like. Gene Ontology annotation, biological process: negative regulation of gene expression. The annotation marks the transcript as partial. The transcript is spliced from 21 exons. The record is from RefSeq and is a predicted model, not a curated record. Gene Ontology annotation, molecular function: transcription corepressor activity; NAD+ poly-ADP-ribosyltransferase activity; RNA binding. Gene Ontology annotation, cellular component: cytoplasm; nucleus. NCBI's taxonomy places the organism in Eukaryota, Metazoa, Mollusca, Bivalvia, Venerida, Veneridae.